CUUCUGGUCCACUCUCCAAGCCCUUACCCGAUCAAAAUCUCUAGGGUUCUCUUUCUCCCUUCUCCUAGCCCAAAUGAACCCCUGAAACCCUAAUUCUCCCCCGAUCAAGACUCUAGGGUUCCUCCACUCCCCGCCUCCCUUUCUGUCCUCUCCCGAUCUCUCCAUGGGAGUCAAGGCCGAAAAUGGCGUCAAGCCCACUGCCCUCGCCUCCCCCUUCCCCUCCCUGAAAACCCUAAAGCUCAAAACCAAACAGCAGGAGCUCCUGAUCCGCGUUUCUGCGCUCGCCCUCAUCUACGUCCUCGCCUUCGCCGUCCGCCUGUUCAGCGUCCUCCGCUACGAGUCCAUGAUCCACGAGUUCGACCCCUACUUCAACUACCGGACCACCCUCUUCCUCACGAAGAACGGCUUCUAUGAGUUUUGGAACUGGUUCGACGCCGAGAGCUGGUACCCCCUUGGCCGGAUUAUCGGCGGCACCCUCUUCCCCGGCCUCAUGGUCACCGCCGCCCUCAUCUAUCGCGCCGUCCGCUUCCUCACCUUCGCCGUGCACAUCCGUGAGGUCUGCGUCCUCACGGCGCCUUUCUUCGCCUCCAACACCACCCUUGUCGCCUACUUCUUCGGUAAGGAGAUCUGGGAUGCCGGCGCCGGCCUUGCUGCUGCCGCCCUCAUCGCCAUCUGCCCUGGCUACAUCUCCCGGUCCGUCGCCGGGUCCUAUGAUAACGAGGGUGUCGCCAUCUUCGCCUUGCUGUUGACCUUCUACCUCUUUGUGAAGGCCGUGAACACGGGAUCGCUGGCCUGGGGACUGGCGUCGGCUUUCGGGUACUUUUAUAUGGUGUCUGCAUGGGGAGGGUAUGUGUUUAUAAUCAACUUGGUGCCGCUGUAUGUUUUGGUGCUGCUGAUCACAGGGAGGUAUUCGAUGAGGCUUUAUGUUGCUUAUAAUUGCAUGUAUAUAUUGGGGAUGCUGCUCGCGAUGCAGAUCCGGUUCGUGGGAUUCCAGCAUGUGCAGUCCGGAGAGCACAUGGCCGCCUUGGGUGUGUUCUUCUUGAUGCAGGUUUUUUACUUUGUAGACUGGGUGAAAUACAUACUAAAUGAUCCUAAAUUAUUCCAUUCCUUCUUGAGAAUUACUCUGACAUCUGCAAUAAGCGUGGGUGCUCUUGCUCUUGGAGUUGGCACAGCAACUGGUUAUAUCUCUCCCUGGACAGGACGGUUUUACUCUCUGCUUGAUCCGACAUAUGCGAAGGAUCAUAUACCCAUCAUUGCAUCUGUUUCAGAGCAUCAACCGACAGCAUGGUCAUCAUUCAUGUUUGACUUCCAUGUCCUUCUGUUUCUCUUUCCAGCAGGCCUUUAUUUCUGCUUUAAGCGUUUGUCAGAUGCCACAAUAUUCAUAGUUAUGUAUGGCCUGACAAGCAUGUACUUUGCUGGUGUGAUGGUUCGGUUAAUUCUUGUAGCUGCACCUGCUGUAUGCCUUAUCAGUUCCAUUGCGCUCUCUGCCACAAUAAAAAAUCUGACAACAUUAAUACGGACAAAGAGCAAGGCUGCACAGACAUUUUCCAGCAAAGGGAUAUCCAGCUUGAAGGCAUCAGCUAAGGCAUCACUUGAUCGAGCUUUGCCUUUCCAACGAAAUGUUGCUAUUGCUUUGCUUGUUGGUGCAUUUUAUUUGCUCAGUAGAUAUGCUGUACACUGCAUCUGGGUCACAUCUGAGGCAUAUUCUUCACCCUCUAUUGUCUUGGCUGCAAGGAGCGCUCAUGGUGGCAGAGUCAUAUUUGAUGAUUACCGUGAGGCAUAUUUCUGGCUUCGUCAAAAUACUCCUCCAGAUGCCAAGGUGAUGUCAUGGUGGGAUUAUGGAUACCAGAUCACAGCCAUGGGAAAUAGAACUGUGAUUGUAGACAAUAAUACAUGGAAUAAUACACACAUUGCUACUGUUGGGCGUGCAAUGUCAUCAUAUGAGGAUGAAGCAUAUGAGAUAAUGCAAUCACUGGAUGUGGAUUAUGUGCUUGUUGUAUUUGGUGGUGUUACUGGCUAUUCAUCUGAUGAUAUUAACAAAUUUCUGUGGAUGGUGCGUAUCGGUGGUGGGGUUUUUCCUGUGAUAAAAGAACCUGAUUAUCUUGUGAAUGGCGAAUAUCGCGUUGACAAAGGGGCAGCACCGAAAAUGUUGAACUGUCUCAUGUACAAGCUUUCUUAUUAUCGGUUUGGGGAGCUGACAACAGAGUAUGGGAAGCCCGCUGGGUAUGAUCGAGCAAGAGGAGUGGAAAUUGGAAAUAAAGAUAUCGAGCUUGAAUACUUGGAAGAGGCAUACACAACAUCGAACUGGAUUAUUCGGAUAUACAAAGUCAAGCCACCGAAAAACAGGUGGUGAGGUCUCCCCAAGUCUUGCCUUUAGAAUACAGGAACCCCAGUUAUGAACCACAAUGCUCAAUCUGCAGCACAUUGCAUGAUCUUAUAUACAGUGGAAGGUGAGCCCAUCUAAAAUAAAGCAUGGGUUUUCAUUAGUUGGGGUUUUGUUGGCGGGAGGGUUGAUUUUUCUUGGAGCAUGACAGAUUAGCAUGUUAUUUCAAUAUGCGAAGGCUGGAUACCAUCAGUUUGAGUUUUAGGCUUUUCUUCCCACCCCCACCCCUUUUAUUUAUGUUUUAGAUUCAAAGUGAAUUUUGACAGAACUAGCAAUUCUAUCUUUUAGAGUAUGUUAGCCAUGUUUGCAUUAAUUAUUGAUACACAUCAAUGGGACUUGACACUUUGCAAA
Elaeis guineensis (African oil palm) is the source of this 2734-nucleotide messenger RNA. RefSeq names its product dolichyl-diphosphooligosaccharide--protein glycosyltransferase subunit STT3B. The record is from RefSeq and is a predicted model, not a curated record. Gene Ontology annotation, molecular function: oligosaccharyl transferase activity. Gene Ontology annotation, cellular component: membrane. Lineage: Eukaryota; Viridiplantae; Streptophyta; Magnoliopsida; Arecales; Arecaceae.